Schistosoma haematobium is the source of this 18379-nucleotide messenger RNA. RefSeq lists its product as uncharacterized. Lineage: Eukaryota; Metazoa; Platyhelminthes; Trematoda; Strigeidida; Schistosomatidae. The transcript has 9 exons. The record is from RefSeq and is a predicted model, not a curated record. Gene Ontology annotation, molecular function: protein binding. Bases 11949 to 14321 code for a protein of 790 amino acids.
GCUCACUGUUUGAAGGUGGUUGAGACGUCAGUUUUACUCUUGAUAUGCAGUCAAAUGUCGAGUGUUCUGAAACUGGAGGGCGAGUGAGCUAUUCCAGAGCUGAAAUUUUAGCUCUUUAUGACUUCGGGAAGUCCAUUCCUCUACAGGAUGAUGUGAUUAAAAAAUCUCAAGUAAGUUACUGAUCAGUACUGAUCAGUAAGAAUAAGUUGAUUGAACACGUGUUCAAUCAACUUAUUCUUGUCUCAUUUUUACCUGUCGUACCGCUUACAGUGCGUUAGUAUAUUAGCUGGGAUUUGGAACAAUAAUGUCAGUAAUCUGUUAAUUGACAUCAUAAACAAAGUCAUUACCUAAUCAUUCACCCCAUUCAUUUGAUACCCAAUCCCCCUAUUUUGGGGGAAAUUUUGUCCAUUUUGGGUCAAUUUUUGGAAGCCGCAAUAAAAGAUUUUGGGAAAAUGGUUUAAAACUCCUUAAGUCUACCCAGGUCCGGGGGAAAUCCCCAAAAGUUUUGGGGAAAUAUAGGGUUUUUCCCAAUAUUUCCACAGAGUCUUAUAACGCUGGAGUUUUUCCCCAAAGUUAGGGGAAAACGCCGAAAUUCUCAAAAUAGGGAGAUUUGGCAUGAUCGUGGUAUCUACUUACUUGUAUGUUCCGGAGUGACAGUAGCAUCCAUGUCAUUCACUAAAAGCUUAUUUUCAGUUAUCUCCCCUAAAGCCUUCAUUUUACGUAGAUUUUGUCCUUCAGACUUCUGUGCAGCUCAUUUUUUGACUAAUUCGGAUUAUUACAAAAGCGGGAGUUAGCUUGUUACAUAACCACGAAAAAAUGGUUUCAUAUGACAUGUAUUGACUGACUUUCGUUUACUUGAUUGGAUUUCAAUUACAUCAAAAGUGCCUUUUUUAGGGUGUACUGUUAUUGUUAAUUAAUUGCUUGUUUAUACGACCCUUCACUACUUUUUAUGACAUCAUUCCGGUUUCUGUGGCUCCGUCUUUUGCUGUAUUAUGCUAAUAUCAUAUUGUAUUAUAAAUAUAAAAAACACUUAUUUUUAAUAAUAACCAGUUCCUCAUUUUUCAUGCGUAACGAAUACUAAUAACUAAAUCUACCUAAUAUUGUGUAUCAUCUUUCAUAGACUGGGACCCGUGGUAUGUCAACUUUACAAAUAAUUAUUUGGUUUUAAAUUUAGCAUCUCGAUCUAAACCCCAAAGAAAAAAGACUAGUUAUUCACAGUCAAGCGAUGGAGACGCCCAAAAAACUCAUGGUAGUAGUGGCGAGGAUCUAACUACUCAAGAAGUUGAUCCUAAUACCCAUGGCUGGCAUCGUAUGAACCGUUACGCCGGGCAUGCACAAUCGGGUAGUUCUUCACACCAUCCUCAUCAGAGAUAUCCAAGUGGACCAACUGGGGACGUCGAUCCUUCAAUUCCCGUUUCCCAAGCAAAUGGUCCCUUGCGUCCCACUAAUGAAACAAAAAGAGGAGGGCAUGGUGAUUGGUCUCGAGGAUGUGCUGGUUGGCGUCAACGUUCUUACAGUGGUAGUGAGCAAUCUGAUGUCUUCUAUGUAAGUUCUACUCGUUCUCUACGUUAAAUAUCUUCAAUGUUCCCUUGGUUUGGCCAACUAGUUAAGCUGACUUGUAAAAUUGUUCUCCUAAUUUUGAGUUAUUCACUGAGUCCUGAACCGUCGUGAUCUUAAAUUCAUUUGUGAUCAAAUAUAACGCAAUGAAAAUGUAUUACAGAGAUAAGGUUGUUGGUAUUUUGAUUGUGUACCUCAAAGUGAACAUCUGCAAAGUCCGAGUCAUCCAGCUACGUCCAAAUUCACCACUGUAUACCCUGCCCUGAGAUGAGGACGUCUCUAUAAUCGCUAUGGAUACAGAUACUCGAAGACAACUGCGAUACCAUAUACAAUAGUUCAACUCGUUUCUAGCCCUCCAGCCACUCAAAAAGACAAAUCUUGGUAAGAAGAUUGAUUGGAAAAAACGUAUAUCUAAGUUAAUUUAAUUAUUAUUAACUGCAGAGCUUCAUCAACCGAAUAACUGUCAUUGAGCAUAUAAUCAGUACAAGGACAAUAAAUUUAGAAUCAAAUAACUAAUUACGACUGAAAUGCACUGAAGAGGUUUAAAUGAAACAACCUCAAAUCGAUAUGUAAAAUAAGGAGUUUUUCAUCAUACAAUAUCUGGAUAAAUGGUAUCCUUAACAGUAAUCCACUCAACAGCUAGCAAAAACAGGAAAAAAAUGAGACUAAGCAGCCUUGUUUGAUAGUAAUCAUAAUUUAGAAUGCAUCUGCGAGCUGCUCUCGAUGCACAAUUUUAUAAUCCGCCCCCUUGCAGAAGUUCUGUAUAAUAGUGAUGAUCUUUCGAGGUAUUCCAUAGUGUCGAAGAUAAUUCCACAACGUUUCUCUAUUCAUGUUGUCGAGUGGUUUCUCGUGACAAAGGUAAUCGAUGUACUGCAAUUCAUCCCAUUCAGAUGGUUGCUUAACAAUCAUCCACAGUAUUACAAUUUGGUCGGUACUCGGUAGAUCCUUACAAAAGCUAGCUUGUUGAUCUCUAAGUUAGUCGUCUACUGAACCUUUGAUUUGGUUCAGCUACACUGUUAAGAAAUUUUCCUGGUACUGACAUUCGUGUGGUUCUCACUCCUUCUAAAACCUUUGUUUAAGAUCUUGAUGAGCUAUACAUCUUUCUAGUCCGUUGGUUCUUGUUACCCCUCCCAUAUCUUUCUGAAGAGAGUAUGGAAUAACUUGGAAAUUACCUGUAUAUCUGAGUUUAAUGCUUCUCCUGUAAGUUGUCUGGUCCUGCCACCAUACCAUUUCUAAUUUGUCUGGUGGCCCUACCUGGUGUUACUUAUCCCGACGUCGGUGUUUAAGCGUCCCAUCGGGAUGGUGGGUUCGUUUUCUGGAUAUUUCUCUAGGAUGGACUGAAACCUCUCAUUUAACUGGUCUUUAUUAUCUUCAUUGUUAGUGCGUAGCAGUAGAUGAAAUUCACUUCAACCCUAUACUUCUUUGUUUUGAAGAAUGCUUUGAUGAUCCUGUGUUCACGAGCUUCCCAUCCUAUCGGGGCUUUUUGUGUUUUUUUUGCAGAGCAUCAUUACAGUUCCUUGUAUAUGCAGUGACAUUAUUUUCUUCAACGUCUCUCCCGUAGCUUGAUUUUUCUUUCUAGAUUUUGUCCAAUUUCACUUAUUCCAAACAGAACUAGCUUGUAUUUUUGCAUUUCCUCUGCUAUUUGAAUGGCCCUUCCGGUCUAUCACGUUCAUACAUCCCACUUCUUUAUGUUGAUUUUCAUCCUGACUGGGAGAGAGGGUGUCAGCCUCGUGGUUUUUGAAGACUAUCAACUUUCACCACUAGACUUCAUGAUUCUUCUAUGUAGAGAGACCCAUCAACUCUCAGAGCAGCGUUCAAUUGUUUUUUUUUCUGAUCAGCAAUUUCAUGGUAGAGUUCCUUUUUACGAGUUGUCGUUGGUAACCCUAUUUUCAGCCAUCUUUUACCUGUGCUUGGGAUUUGAAGUAGCUAUAAAGGGGCUCCAGGUGGAUUUACACAACUCACAUCAACACAGAAAGACGAACUCUGUCUUUCUUCAUUUAACUCCCUUGAAUGUUCAAUGACUUCGCAUAUUCACUUAUUCUUCCUUCAGAUUCAUUGUUUUCCUUAUAAUUAGUUUGACUGCUUUCAAGAGGUUUGACAACAUGAAUAGAUAUUAUGGUUCUUUGUUUUAUCAAUAUACAUGGCUGAAUAUCCUUGGUGGUUUACUCAGUGUUGGUUAUUUCCGUAAUUAGAGAAACAUGCGAUCGUGUUUUACUUUCGACACUUAUCACUGACUCAGCUCAACCUUUAUGUGACCUUUUUUAUUUGACUAAUAAUCGAUGAAUAUUGUAAUCUUUGUGAGGAUUACGACUGUUACUCCUUUACUGAUUUGUUGUAUUUCCUACUAUUUGCUGAGAGUUUGCGAAGAUUAUGUGGCUCGGUGGUAUUACGGAAAGUGUUCGAAUAGGAUGUAUGUAUAAGAAAAGUAAGUCGUACUCAUUAAGUUCCACUGACACACUGCCUUCACUGGGACACCUAUAUUAUAGAAUCAAACGCAACCAAGCAUAUUAUGUGGUUAAGUAUGAUAGGUAAAACAUCAUAUAUAUUCGUAUCCCUGUUUUUCUCCUCAUACCACAGAAGUCUUUUCCAUUUGUUCACUACUAUUUUUUAUCUGUAAAUAACGACGCUUUUUCUGUUGGUAAUUGAAAUUAUGGUUAAACGUUUUCAUAUUAAGCUGCCCCGGUUAACCGUUUCUCUCUAAACCAACAAAUUUGUUUAGUAUAACCACUCCAAUCACCGAGGUCGUGGUAAUGGGCAUCCAUCCAAUGAAGUUGAUGGAAAUACGGGACGUGGACGUGGUCGAGGGCGUGGUUCAGGUCGUCAAGGUUUGACACAUCGAGAACCUGUUGGUGGUCAGUCACAAACUUCAGGCAGUAAUGCUUGUCGACCUGCCAGUUGUUUAGUUGAUACUCCUGGAGGGCAAUUAGUUGUAAGUUGUCACUUAUUCAGGUGACAUUUUUGUACUCCUGUAUAAUUUUCGAUCAAUUUUAUUAACCGCGUUAUUGAGACCGUUCCUCAUUCAAUUGUCAAAAUACCUUGCUGACUGAAUUUUCCUUUUUGAAGAAGUUCUACAAAUCCUAGAUAGAAUCCUAACACUUUCUUAUUAGUACUUUGGGUCUGUGGAUGGUUGGACGACGAGAUCUCAGGCAUGUUCCUUAGUGUUAUAUCGGUGCACUAUAAUUAAUUGGUAGUUUCUCAACUUCUUAUCAUUUCUCAGUUGGAUAAAAAAAAACUUAGUCUGCCGUUGAAAAAGUCCCUUUUAUAAGUUAAACGAAAGUAGAUAUAGUUGUUCUGGUUGACGUUUACCUCUUAAAUUAUUUUUGCUUAAACAAUCACCAAAUAAAAGAAUACUAAACGGUUGUCUUUGUCUGCUACCACCAGUAUGAACCUUCAUCAAAGUUAAUUAUAAAGCUCUAUUCGUAAUUUCAAGUUUAGCGACUCAACAUUUUCGUUGAGUACUAAAUUUUCUGCUUCAGGGAAUAUCUGCACUUUCUACAAAAUUUUCUCCGGUGAAGUGUCUGAUACUUUCAAGCUCUCGACUGCAUAUGGUUGGUCUGUAAAGGGAUCUAGGCUGUACCUAGACUUGCGAAUUUGCAUCAUGUUGUGUGCUAACAUAUUGUCAACAAUAGUCAGGUCCCUCACUGCGGAAUUCCAGGUGUAGGCAGCCGGGACUUGUCAAAUACUCACAUGCCAACAUCAACCGGACCAAUACUUCCUUGAAUAAAAUCUUUAUUCUUUAUAUUUCCUCUAUUUUUAUAUCAACCGUCCCCUGGUCUGAUUUAUUUUUCAUGCGCAACCAGUGCCAGCAAUCUGAUCUUGUAGAAUCCUAUUGUUAUGACUUUAGGUUGCUGUCGACUUUUACCCUGUGCUAAUUGUUGUGUCCUUGACUGGAAAAUUAGAGCAGCGUACUUAUCGAUCGAUUACAGUGACACGUAAACACGUACGGACGGCCUAGAGUCUCGAUUGGUCCCACUUCCCUGUCUAGCCCAGCCUGUUGAGUCCAGAACACAAGUCACAGCCUCGGAGAUAUGAAUCACUAUAUUUCAAACAUACUUUGUUUAUAUACCAAUCAAACAUAUCACAUCGUACCAUAAAGUAGAAAACAACAUUCUGUACAAUAUUCACAAGUGAACAGAUAUCGACCAAUAGAAAAUGUCCAUUUAAAGUCCAAGGACACCAUUGGACUUAACAUGAUAAUUAUUGGUCUAUUCCUCUGCAUCCACAACACCUAUCCCGCAUAUCUUGGGAUCGCCAUCCAAACUUUAUGCUGGGAAGAUCUAAAUGUCUGGACCGUUUGUCAGAUUCGGCAAAAAGCUUAGAAUCUCACAUAAGUGAGUUCCUGUUAACAAUCGCUUGUUUGUUAUCGGAUUAAAUGGUACAGCAAGAACUCCGAAAGAUAGUAUACAUCCCAUUGAUCGCAGCUUAGAUAAAGUGAAAUACAAUUUCUAUCGGAAACUUUCUGACAUCUGGAAAGCUACACUUUCAAGUGUAGCAACUUUGGCGAAUAAUUUUAACUCCUGUGUAGGUAGGCUAAGUCAAACUGAAAAACAUUUAUAUGAAACUGUCAUCAUUCCUGGCUAGAUAACAGAGAGAUUUUAGUUCAACUACUCUCAGAUAAUUGUAUUUGCUUAGCAAGUAGUAGUCGCAGGAAAAUUGAAAGAUGCCGUAUAAUUUGGAGACUGACGAAAUCGGAGCGAUAGGGAUAGAUGAAUCUCGUUUCUAAUAGCCAUCGUCUAAAAGACUGAACUGAAGAAUCCCACCCUUUCCGAAACAUUUGUUGACGCCGAUCACGCUACGGUAUGAACUCGUUUUUCUCUACCAUGUUGGACACAGGACAAAUCCAAGAAUAGUAUCUCUUUAAACUCAGGCCUGUAAUGAAAAGGUCAAAGGUGUACUUAAAAUAGAACUAACUGAGCACUUAGUCUGUCAUGUAGACAAUGUUCAUCCUGAGGUAGUCUGACAGUUUUCAAUUGGAAUGCAGGGAUAAUUCGUAGCCUGUCCAUUGCAGCAAGUUGAUUUUUUGCAAAAGGAUAAUUUCAUUGAUUGAUUAUGUUUUCCUUAAUAAUGCAUUCAGGAAGAGUAGACUUAACUCCUUUAUAGCGUCAAGGAUAACUGCGACGAUAGUCGCUAAAGUGACGUAAAUUUUAUCAGGCAUCCAUCAGGGUUUGAUACAUGGUUAUAUUUAACGGUGUUCAACUGUAACUGUAUUUGUUGACCUUAAGGUUGCAUUCGACUUCGUUUAUGGACACAGUUUGUGUCAACAACUGUUAUUAAAAGACAUUAAAGUAAAUAAACCUUCUGAUGACUCUUUAACCGACCACUAAUGGUUGUGUCUAAGCCAAUGAUAAGCUGUCAUCUGAACUAGCUACUCCAUGUUGUUCAUCAAGGUUGUUUACUCUCUUCAUUUUAUUCUAUUUGUGCACUUGGCUUCUUCACUUCAUUGGUACGUCUUUCAGUGAUAGACAUUACUGUAAAACCUGUCGAUAAACGGAGUUGAAUGCAGCCUUAAAACAAAUAUAACUAAUAUCGAGCAUGGGUAAAGUAUACAUAUAUAUCCAAACCCUGAUGAAGGAUAGCAUGGAUGCUUAUCCCUGUAUUCCGAUUGUAUACUGGUUUGUUAACUGUAGCGUAAUAACUUGAUAUUGUUCAGCCUCUUAGUUGAAUAGAAGAGUUUCAGUUUGUGUGACGAAUUUUUACAAGCACUUAUUGUCUACAACUCCUCCUGAAGUCCCUCCGAGGGCUACUGCCGGUCCCUAGCCCGGAUAAAGGAGGGUUUGGCAUAGGGUUAGCAACCCCAUCCCGUAGAAAACUAACUCGCUAAAAAAAUGCUGGCCAGAAAAAAAAUAAAAACGCUAACCUCUUGUAUACCAAUACUCAUAGAUGUAUUUUUCAAAAGUAUUAAUUACCUAGUAAACAACAACAGUUGAGUCUUGUUAUCAUUUUUAUUGUGUUACAUUUAUUGCAUACCCAUUAAAAAGUCACCUUAUUCAUAAGUCUAUACUCGGUUUAUUCUAAUCAUAUUCUGGUCGUGUUGAACUUUUGCUGACAUUGUCUCUUUUUGUCCUAAUUUAUAUACCUUUUUUGUACACCAAUCACAGAUCUUAUAUACCACUCCUAGUUGUUAAGCCUGUCUAUCCCGUAUAUACUACAAAUCUUUCAGAUUGAUACAGCAUGCUUUAUGUUAAGAAUUUCCCAAUACCAUUAUUUCCAUAAUGUUGGUCCUCGAUUGCCGUGGGAUCGCAUCUCCUAAUGCUGCUCCAUUGCCUCGUGGAUUAAACCUAUAGGUCGAAGGCUUGGGGUGUGGCCCCCUAAGGAGACCACCUGCUUCGAUUUGGACACCCGAGCAGUAUCCCAGCACUCACAUAAAUCGGAUGAUUUAUGUGGCGCAUAUCUUUGUACCAAUGUUUAUGUGUUUAAAUAAAUAAAAUAAUCCUGAUAACGGUUAAAUGUAGUAAGAGUCGUGACUAACUUUCUAUUUAACCGGUUUAUAGGUCUUAACAUUUUAAAACUUUAAAGAGAUUUCCCUUGACAACUAUUUUCAUUUCUCCUCAACUUCUAGUGGAACAUUGUUAAGUUUAUAAAUCCUACAUUUAUUCUUGAAAGACAAUAUAUAAAAAAUAAUAUCCGUUUCUUUCUCUUUUGCAUUUUGUUUUACUAAGCAACAAACCAAAAAUGGGAGGAUUUACUCCAAAUCGUUUUGUAGUGACCCACCUCCUGGUUUCGACUUACCAAUUCAUGAUAAGCCUACUAGUGAGUCGUCAUCUUCAAUAACUUGUCAAAAAGAAGACGUUUUUAUUGAUAAUAAUGAUUCAAUGCCUAUUCAUCAUUGUCAUCUUGUGGAUGAUGAUUCUUCGAAGAAUUCUACACAAAUGAAUUCUAAACAAUCUAUUAUACAUCCUUGUAAUUGGUAUUACAUUGAUCUAUUUACAUGUACUCAAGGUCCAUUUACAAAUCAACAAAUGAGUACAUGGCUUGCUGGUGGUUAUUUACCAUUAGCUUUAAAAAUACGUCGUGAUUGUGAUGAAUGUUUUCUUAGUUUAGGUAAGUGGUUAUGCAAUUUACAUAAGUUUCGGUGAUUAACUUAAAUUUCUCCCCUAUUAACUAUUAUUCAUAGUUACAUUACACUGUAUUUACAGUAUCAAAAAUAAAAUUUAUACUUUCUCAAAAAGUUGAUUCAUAAAGUUAAUACCAUGUUCUACUACUAUUGAUCCUUAAGUACAUUGUUCAAUUUCUAGUCUGGAAUAUUCACUUCAUCUUGACAUUCAUCAGUCAAGUUCGUAGUACUAUCUAUGUAUUUCCCAGAAAUCAAUAUUUGUAUUAUUGAGAUUUCGAAAUUCAAUAUUUUAUUUUUACUUAUUUAUUUGAACACAUAAAUAUUGGUACUAAAGGGCAUUGAAUAUAUAUGCGCUACACAAGUCACUUGAUUUGUGUGUGGUCUGUGAUACUGUCCAAUUUCCCAGACCGAAGCGGGUGGUUUUCUUAGAGAGUCACACUCGGAGACUUCGACCUAAAGGUCUGAUCUACAAGGAAGGGGAGCAAGGUAAAGAGAUGCAGUCCCAUGGUAGCCGGUGACCAAUAAUUGGUUCAUACGCGAUUUUCUCCCUCAGGAUCAUGGAACCCAUGUACACCAUUGGUUUAGAAUGAGGGUUUUCCAACUUCCCUAGGUGGACCCUCCAUAUCCACCAAUCGGAUUAAAGCGCCGGACAGUUGCUUUUCGUCCUCUCAAUUUCGUAAACAACAUUGAUGUCGCAAGAAAGCAGUGAGUAGGACUUCCCUGGUAGUGGCUGUAUACGCGUGGCCAUGUGAAAGCAUUUUGAGAGAGAGAGCUGAUUCUCUUCACUCUCGGUCGUAUCAAGGCAUUUGGGGGUAAUAAAUUAUAAUCACGAUAGUUCAAAGAUAUAGCUAUUGAGCUUGUGUGUGUAUGAUUCGUACCUAUGAGGUAAUUGUGUCAAUAUUUUUUGGGCCUAUCAACAAAUUCACACCAGAUAGCAGCCGCUUACAGAGAAGUCUUAUUUGUCAUCAUGAAAUUUUAGGAUCUAAUUUUGAUCACAGUGGAAAUUUAAUCUUUGAAGCAAAUCUGGACAUCCGUGUUAUGAUCAUUAAAGGGAAUAGUAAUGUUUCCUCUUCGUUUAUUUAUCCGUCACUGUAUUCUUUCUAUACUGUUUAAAGUAUAUUGUUUAAGCGAUUUGGAGUUUGAAAUAAAUUGGUUACGAUGAUCCUGUAAUCCGUAAGAUUUAAGGGUAUUGAUAUUGCUUAAUACAUUUUUAGCGCCCAUUGACUCCAUAAUGCUGAUUAAAUCAUUAAUAAUAUAGACGAAAUAUUAAUCCUAAUCACAGUCGUAUGUGUUCUAUGAACAAAUAACAAUAAUAACAAUGUGUAUAUAAAACGUUGAAUAAAAAAGUAUCUCGGACCAGGGAGAUGCCAGAAAUGUUUACCCAAAAUGUUACUCAUUACAAUCGUUAAUAUAACUCAAAAUAAAUAAUACAAAGUGCAACAAAUAGGUAGGGGUUGAAUCAAAUAAUUAAUGCACGUCACACAUACACAAGUGCACAUAUGACAUAUAGUGUCAAAUCCUGAGGACAUGGUUAUAAGACCUAUUUCCUAUAUAAAAAAUGGCUCAGUAUUCAAAAUCUGUCAGUAAUCUAAGUUUGUCCAGAAUCACAUAGGCGUGCAAUAAGUUGUCACUCAUUCAUUUGAAAGUCUAAUUUCAUUCUUCGCUGACCGACUUGAAUAUCCUUAACUUUUUAGGAAAUCACAUCAUCUCAACCAUUUGAUUCAGCUCAUAUAACACUAUGCUUUAAACACUAUAGAUACAACACAAUCACAGAUGAAUAUUUUUGAGAAAACGUACAAAACCGUGUCCAUCCCAUGAUCUUUCCACGUAUGGUCAAAUCAACAAAAAAAUUUCACUCCUAUUGUAUUUAAAUCAUGAUGAAUCCCAGGAAUUCUCUGUGAGCAGAUCCUAUUCAGUAUAAAUUUAUCACUGUUCCUUCACUCAUUUUGUACAAAUCCGUUAUUCAGCAGUGUGACACCAUCACUCCACCACGAGUUUUCAUUUAUUCAACCUGAGAUACUGAAAUACAACACCGACCAGUACAUCGACCUUGAUAUGAUUACUAAAGUGUCGCUAUAUGGCUACCUUCUUUUGUUUCCACAGGACCACUCACAUCAGGCAGGUCCCAACACCUUUUUACAAAUACCGGGGUACAAUAAUGCAUGCUUAGAGAUAGUCCAAGGAGUAUCACAAUGUGGAAACACCACAUUCAUUGUCUUAAUCAUGAUUUACGCAUGUUAUCCCGCUGGUUUCCAUAGCACUUAUGAUUCGUUGAUUUUGAAAAGUAUAAGUUGCUAAUAAUGUAAAAUAACUAUUGGAUGAAAAUCUCCUCACUGUUUAGGGAUUCUUGAGUAGAAUGCGGAGGUAUGAUAAUAUCAUACAAUGCAAUUGUUUAGAAUGCUACCUGACCUGGUGACAGGUAAUGACUGGUCCUUGUUUCAUUAUUCGGAUGGAUAUUUUCCCUAAAUACAUUGUCUUCUACAUGGUUAGGUCGGAAUAGAAAGAAAGAAAGAAUGCGUAUCAUUUCAAGUUAUUAUGCUCUUAACCACUACUGUUAUUACUUAAGAUAGGUCAUAUAAAUCCGUAUCCUAUAAAUCAUUUUGUCACUUUGUCUUUUUCAACAUGAAUUUAUGCUUGUGGAAUCCCGUUUCUUUUAAAUAUAUUUUCUACAUUAUAACCCAAAGUUCCAGUGUUCACGUUAAUCUUGUCAGUAAAUCAAAUCACCUAAUGGAAUUUACUCAAAAAUAUUACGUAAUACAUUCACAAAAUGUUUUGAGUAGUCAUACGAAUUAGUUCAUUCUAUAAUAUACUUAUUCUCUGGUGAAUAAUACUUUCAUUCAUUGACUUUAUGAUUGUUAUCCCACUUCACCUGUGUGUCGAUUUCAGCUGCUAACAAUGUUUGUGCUUCGUCAAAGCUGGAUUCAUUAGUCUGUACUUGAAGAAUGAUCGACAUUAAUUAAUACUUUUGUACAUAUACAUGAACGUACAAAUAGUUGUUUUAUCAAUAUGAUGGAUAGUAGUUAUAUUUCAAACCAUAAUAAAUGCAUUGAGAUUAUUUCACAUGACGUGAUGGGUUUUAAUGGGAAAUAAAUCUUUAUUUACUGUCUUCCUGAAUCUCCCCUGUGUGUAUGUGUUGCUUUGAGCUACAUUUCAUCCAUAUAUGUGUGUGUAUAUGGAUCAAUAUAGGUAGCUCUCGCUCCUAUUGUAUGCAUUACCUACAUUGAUUCUAGAUAUGUUUUGUUAAUUUUCUAUAAAAUACAAUUGUAUUUCUGCACAGUUUCAUGCUUCUCAAUGGUCUUAUUUCACUCAUUUCUUCUUUUUAUUUAAAGCUGAUCAUAUGAAUUUAGCUGGACGCAUUCCAUUUUGGACUGGCUACAAUCAACCACCUAUUACACAUGCGAAUUUACCAUCACUUUCUGUAUUAAACAAUAAUAAUAGUAGUAAUCAGGUAUUAACACACUCAACUAUUAUCACCAACCAAAUAUCCUCCUCAACUCCACCAGGUAUUACAAAUCGUAAAACAGAUUGCGUAACUUCACUUCAACAAUCCACACUACCAACAUUUGAUGAAGAUACAACUCAGCUUCAAAACAAAGUAGACGUUAGUGUUUAUGAUGGUGAUAAAACUCAGGUAACAAUCGAUAAUGAUUCAAUAUCAUUGAAUAUGUCAACACUAUCAUCAAACACUAUAUCAUCUCCUGUAACUGAUUAUUCAGAAUCACAAACAAUCAAUAAUUCAUCUUCAUUUAAUGGCAUCAAUGAUAAAGCAUUAUUAGAUUUAUAUAAUGAAGCUAAAAAUAUUGCAUUACAUACAUCUAAAAUUGAAGCAGAACGUUUAAUAUUAGCAAAUAAAUUAGCUGAAAUUAAUAGUACUACAGCUAAAUUAUUAUCCAAUUUACGUCCAACCCAAUUAUGUUCUACAUUAACUCAAUCAUUAAUUCGAACAACAAAUGCUGUACAAACUGAAUUAGCACGUAUCCUAGAACCAUGUAUUAGUGAUGAUAAUAAAAAUACUACUCUUACUACUACCUUCUCCAAUACUAUUGACGAUGGUCAUCCCGAUGAUGGUAAUGAUGAUGAUAAUAAUAAUAUCAAAACUGAUAAUGACGUUAGUUCACCCAUUCUCAAUGAUUAUAGUAAUAGCAUAAAUGUUGUUUCAUCGACAAAAUUCUCAACAUUAUCAUCUUUAGGAAUAGAACUUACUGAAUCAUUAUCUACACUAACAACAUUUGAUAAUCUUCAUCAUAAUGAAAUUCAUUCAACGAAUGAUAAACAAAUUUUUAUAGAUAGAAAAUUAAAUACAAAUGAUGUAGAUAUUGAUAAUGAGCUUCCUUUAGAUUCAACAAUGAACAAUCAUGAACGCAAUCAUACUAGUCAGCAUACGAAUAAUGAUGCAUAUGUUGGUAACAACAAUGUUGUUGUUGAUGAUGACAAUGAUAAUGAUAAAAAGUAUCAACAACUUGAAUCAAUAGAAAAUCCAAUUCCUGAACGUGAAAUUACCGUACCAUUGACUUUAAAUAGUAAUAAUCAUGAACAAGAAACAUCAACAGCUACGAAGAAAUCUAGACGUAAAAAUAAGAAAGCUAAUAAAAAAUUAACACCAGACGAAGUACGUCAAUUAGCUUGGGAGUCAGAAUUCAAUCGUCGUAAAGCUGCCGCAUUAGAACAAUCAUUAGCUGAAGAAGCAAGACUAAAGAAAUUGGCCGAAGAAGAGGCAAUUGCUAUAGCUGCAGAAAAAGCUUUAGCUGUACAAGAGAAAAAUCGCCUUCUUGUUGAACAGCGUAAACGUGAAAUAUCGCGUCUGAAAGCAGAUAGUGAAUUGGCUCAGUUAAAGUUGCCUGAAUCCGCACGAUGGGCGGCGGCUGCUACUAGUAAUACAAAUAUCACAAACAGGACUACUCCAAUAGAUUUACGUUCUAUUCAAGCUUCUCAAGCCGCUGAAGAGGCUAAAAGAAAAUAUCAUGAUGCAUUAAUAUCUGAACAAGUUGCUGUGUUGAUAGCAGCUGAAGCAGCUUCUCCAUCAACAAAAACUCCACUUUCAUGGUCUCAAAUCGCUAAAUCGGAUACGACAUCUUUAACACCUAUAAAUCCAUGUAUAUCAAAGAAUGAUAAAACAACUGAACGUUCUAAAUGUACUGUUGCUAUAUCAUCUAGUAGUAAUAAUAAUGGUCCAAUACAGAAAUCCAUUAGUUAUUCAUCGAAUAGUAAUAAUACUUCAUCUUUAACACAAUUAGAUUAUUUAAAAAUCACUUCAUCAUCAAAAAUAUCCUUAAAUAACAAUAUAACUUCUGCUGCUACUUCUACAUCUGUUUCAUGUACACCGAAAGUGAAUAAUACAAUUGUUAAGUCAGUGACUACAACAACAACAACAACAACAGCAAAUAUACCUUCAAUAUGGGAUCUACCUGUAACAAAUAAUCUAGAUAAUACUAACAAUACAACUGGGAAAAAAAGCAAUUCAAAAAAGAAAAAAAAAAAUCGUGAAGUUUCUUUAUUUCCUGCUAAAGAAGAACUUGCCCAUUGGUGUGAAUCUCAACUGUCUUCCAUUCCUUUGUCUGGAGUUGAUUUGCCUACUUUAGUCGAUUUAUUAUGUGAACUACAAGCUACAGAUGAAAUACUAGAAUUUAUUGAAAAUUCAUUGGGACGAUCAAAGCGUAUAUCACAAUUCUCCAAAGAUUUUUUACAAAAACGUUCAUUUCUUCAUCAAUAACAAAUGAUAAUUUGUUUACUACUCAAUUCAUUCAAUUUCAUAUACGGAGAGAUAAUUAAUAACAAUCUACAAUUGUUAAUAUUAUCUGUUGUCUGUUUUUUUUCUCUUUGUCUUUUCAAAUUCUCAUUAUUUCUCUUAAUCUAUAAGUCAUUCCCUCUUCUUGUUUCUAAUAACAUUCUGUUUUUCUUUUAAUUAUUGUCUUUUCUUUUAUUUGAUAAAAUUUAAAAUAGAAUCACUUCUUAUUAUCAUUCUCACUUCGUCGUCACCAUCGCCGCCGCCGUUGUCGUCAUCGUCGCUCACUCACUCACUCGUACUCACUCAUCUACUUACACAUACACACAUAUGUGCGUGCAUCAUUCAUUAUUAUUACUAAUUUUAUUUUUGUUUAUCUAUUUCAUAAAAGUUCCAUAUAUAUAGAAAUUGGUUUCAACUUUUGUUUAUCCAAAUUCUUUUUUGGGGGGGUAAAAAAACACUCGAAUUUUUUUCUAUUUAUUUUUUAUUGGGAAAAAAGUGCAUUUCUUUUCUUUUUCUUUGUUUAUUUCAUUCAUAAACAAUAGUGUGUAAAAUCUUAAUGUUUAUGCGUCCACUUUAGUUAAAACCCACCCCAACCCAUCCUCUCCCCCCUUCUUAUCUGUCUGUUUCUAUAUCUAUCCAUUUUAAUUGUCGUAUUAUUUUUUUUGCUCUUUUUGCAAUCCAUAGUUACUCAAUUUAUAUAUAUAAACAUAUGUGUACAUAAGUUUUUUUUUUCUAUUAAAAAAAAAGAAUAAUGACAACAAUAAUGAUUCGUUUUUUCUUUUAUUGUGUUUGUCCGUUUGUGAAAUAAUUGCACAUAAUUUUAUUAUUUGAAUGAAAGGGUUUCUGUUUUGUUACUAUCGGGUUACAUGCUGUAAUUAUUAUUAUUAUUAUUAUUAUUAUUAUUAUUAUUAUUAUUAUUAUUAUUAUUAUUAUUAUUAUUAUUUUCAGUUUAGGGGUUGUGAAGAUUGUUAAGUUUUUGAUUGAGAUCAUGAAACGAUUGAUGUUAGACCACCAUUGAAAACCUGGAAGCACUGGAUGAUCGUUUCGUCCUAAUGUAGGACACCUUAGCAGUGCGUAUCCACGAUCCCGUUCGUGGGAUGUGCAAAUUGAUUUUGAUAUCUGUUUUCGUUUAUUCUACUCUAUUAAAAAAUAUUAAGUAGUGUAAUUGGUACUCAUUGAAAAUAAAUUAUAAAAUUUAAAAUAUUUAUAUUAACUCACAUAAAAUAUUAUUUAAUUACUUACUUACGUCUGUUAAUCCCAAUGGAGCAUAGGCCACCGACCAGCAUUCUACAACACACUCUGUCCUCCGCCUUCAUUUUCACUUCUAUCCAGUUGUUGUUCAUUCUUCUCAUAUCUGUCGCCAUUCCUCGACGUAUUGUGUUCUUUGGUCUUGAGGGUUUACCUUGUGAUGCAGUUGGAUGCUUUCCUCAAUAUGUAUCCUAUCCACUUCCAGCAGUUCUUCCUAAUUUAUUCCUACACUCAAAUCUGGUUUGUUCUCUCACACAACAGGUUAGGGUUGUUGUUGUUGAUAGUGUCUGGUCAACGGAUCCGAAGUAUUUUGUGUAGACAACUGUUAAUAAACACAUGUAUGUUCUGGAUGAUGGCUUUGGUAAUUCUCCAAGUUUCCACCCCAUACAGUAGAAUUAUUUUGACAUUUGUAUUGAAAAUUGUGACUUUGGUGUUAGUUGACAGACAGUUGUUUUGAAUUCCAGAUGUUCUUCAAUUGUUUAUAUGCUGUUCUUGCCUUGCCGAUCCACACCUUCACAUCUGCAUCAGAUCCACCAUGUUCAUCAAUCAUGUUGCUCAGAUAUGUAAAGGUCUUUGCAUCUUCCAAGGCUUCUCCGUCAAGUGUGAUUCGAUUGGUUCAUGUGUUGUAUCGGAGAAUCUUGCUUUUUCCUUUAUGUACGUUGAGACCUACUUCUGAUGAGGCUACUGCUACAUUGGUCGUGUUCUCCUGCAUUUGUUGUUGUGUGUGUGUGAUAGAAGAGCCGGAUCAUAUACGAAGUUUAUUUAUUGUUUUUCUUCCAUUGGCUAACGUUAGUAAACGUUUUCUGGUUUAUUAAACUGCAAACUGAUUAUCAUUGUCAUAACAAAUGGCGUUACCUGAAUUGAUAAGACUUCAUUUCCACCAGAGACUACCCAGAUGUCGAUGUGUUCGCUUCUGUUUUUACUUUCAUUAGAUUGUGUGUGACUUUGGUUAGUACGUCGCACAUAGCAUCUCGACCAGAAAGGUUAUUACGAGAAAUCUUGUGUGCAAUUCUUUGUAUAUCAAUAUUGGUUUGAAGAGAUUACUGAAUUUAACUAGGCCAUGAACCUUUCUGGAAUCACUGGACGGUCGUUUUGUCUCGGUAUGGGAUUCUUUAGAAGUGUUCAUCCAUUAUCCUGCAGCUAUAAAUCGAAUCCAGGAUCUUCAGUGGCUAGCUUACUUGAAUUGGUUCGUGAUCUGAAUAAAAUUCUCGAUUUACUGAAUAACCUUUAAUAGUUGACCGAAGAACAUUUCUCCACGUUUCCAUUUGUAACAUCAAACAAGCUUAAUAACCUUACUUUUUAGCAAACUAGGAAAUAUAUUUCCGUCAUAUUUAUUUUACGCCCCCAAAUGCCCUGUUAUGGCCAAGGGUGAGGAGAGUCCGCUCUCCGUCUCGAAAUACUCUUACAUGUUCACGUUCAUACAACCACUGCUAGGGAAAUCAUACUCACUGCCUUCUCGUGGCAGGUGUGUUGUUUACGAAAUUAAGAGGACAAAAAACGAAUGUACUAUAUUAUCACAAGUAGAAUUAACGUUGAAGUCUAUUACGCUUCGGCUUGACAAAUAUGAAGUUUACCUUACACACGAAUAACGAUGAUAGUACAGAUUGUUAUGAUACCAAGUUAGUAAAGUUUGGGAGUCCAUAAAUAGUCCUCGAUACAAACUUUAGAAGGUGAAAACGUUUUCAUCUAAUCAGCGUUAGAUGAAAACCUCCAGGAAAAUAAAUGGUUGUGUCACAUUCUGAUUGAGUGAUUGGCCAUGUUGUCACUAUAUUUAGUACAUUACCAAAAGACCAGUGUCACAUAGAAAAUUAUAAAUACACCCAGUAUUUUUGUACGCAACCUUGGGUAAAGCUCUUACUCACAUUUCACCCCUUUCCUCUAUUGUUCGAGUUGAAUUAUGGAAAGUAGUUCAGAUUCAUAGUAAGCGGCUGAAAAGUCAGUGAUGACCAUUCAAAUGGAAGACUUAUCAGUAAACAAAAUGGAAUCGGUUCAGUGAAGUAAAUUUCUAUUCUGACGAUUUCAUUUACUCAACCUACAUUAUCAUAUUAACAACUAAUUUCCACAUAGUAUCCCAUGAUUAUGCGUUCAUCAUCUGAAAAAGUUACCAGGUAUUGAACAUAAAUUCCGCAAUAGUCUCAAACGUAAUGAGAAAUAAUUAUACAUGGAAGUAAAAGAUAACUAUCCACUUGAUAAAUAUGAAAAUGAGAACAAACAAACGACCAUAAAAAUAUGUGAAAUUCGAAAGGAUGAUAAAAUAAAGUAUUGAAUAUGUAGCUUUUAAACAUACAGAUUAGGUUUAAAUUGAUGAAUGGCUCAAGCCUCGGUCAUGCACAAACUUGUGAUCCCAACUUUCUUAGAUCCCAUUCCUUAAAAUGUAUAGGUGGCCCUGAAAGAUGAAUUCGUUAGCGAUAUGUGAUCAGAGCUGACUGUGUGUCUAAGGGUUGACCUGUCAAUUGAUUUAUAGUCAUUCAUGUUAGGGUGGAUCGCCCAUUUAGUCAUAAACUUUUUAGCAAAAGUGAAACGUGGUUUGCGAUGAAUUCCAGGACUUGGGUUUUUGUCCUACUGGGUGUACUUGUAUUUCAGUGUCAAGAUCUAACUUUACCGAAUUAUGUGCUAAUUGUUAUUAAAGCUAAGAAAAAUAGUUUCCGAAUUAUAACACAGAAUAGUGUUCAUCAGUUUGAAGAAUCAAUAAAACACUAAAUAAUCCUUCAUAUAUAAAAAAAUAUGUGGAGAGAUUUGCUAUUCAUUAGAAAAAAAAGUAUAAUGAUGUCUUUAUUCAUUGUUGAACACAUGGU